CCAGGCCGGGGAGUUGCGACUGAGCGCGAGAAAAUGGCGGAGGAGGCGGCGACGAGGGGAGUGCGCAUGCGCCCAGCGGCCAGGCCUCUCCUUUCCCCUGCGUGGCCUCCGCCUUUGCCGGGGUUUCCUGCUCGGCGCCCUCGUUUCUCGGCUCCGGGGCGCCCCCUGCUGGCGGAGGCGACUGCAGGGCGAGGGCCUUUCAUGGCUGGCGGCGGGGGACCACGACCAUGACCGAUUACGGGGAGGAGCAGCGGAAUGAACUCGAGGCCCUGGAGUCCAUCUACCCGGACUCCUUCACAGUAUUAUCAGAAAAUCCUCCAAGCUUCACUAUCACUGUGACGUCUGAAGCAGGAGAGAAUGAUGAAAGUGUCCAGACGACCCUAAAAUUCAUUUAUCCAGGGAACUACCCAGAUGAAGCCCCCCUUUAUGAACUGCUUUCUCAAGAGAGUCUUGAGGAUAGGGAUGUUACAGACAUACUGAAAUUAUUGCAGGAGCAGGCAGAAGAGAACCUUGGUAUGGUGAUGAUCUUCACACUAGUAUCGGCGGUGCAAGAGAAAUUAAACGAAAUAGUAGAUCAGAUAAAAACAAGAAGAGAAGAGGAAAAGAAACAGCAGGAGAAAGAAGCAGAGGAGGCAGAAAAGCAAACCUUCCAUGGCACUCCGGUCACCAUUGAAACCUUUUUAAGCUGGAAAGCAAAAUUUGAUGCUGAACUUUUAGAAAUCAAAAGAAAAAAGAUGAAAGAGGAAGAACAGUCUGGGAAAAAUAAACUAACAGGAAAACAGCUGUUUGAAAGAGAUCAUAAUCUUGACACAUCUGACAUUCAGUUUUUAGAAGACGCUGGAAACAGUGUGGAAGUAGAUGAAUCCUUGUUCCAGGAAAUGGACGACUUAGAAUUGGAAGAUGAAGAAGACGACCCAGAUUACAAUCCCGUCCAUCUAGACAGUGAUUAGACUGAAAUUACUGUGCUUCCUAUAUUUGUCACCAGAUUUGAACAUUUGUACAGAGAGAAACCAUGAUAUGCUUGGGUUCCCUUUGAAAAAUAAUGGAAAUGUCUCCUUUGGCAGCUUUCAUCAUCAUAGAUAAUAAAAGGACUUACUAAUUGAAAUAUAAUUUGCUUAUCUCUCUCUAGCCUUCUUAAGGAAAUUAAAUCACAUUGCAAAGUGUAACAUGUUUUGUGAGCAAAUUGUAGAGCUCUAGCCUAAGGUUGCUGCUUUGGGUGCAAAACAAAGCAAACAAACCUCAUAUUUUCUUCAGUCUCCACAAACAGGAAAACCAGUUAUUCUAACAAGAUGCUGAACCCUGAAGUUCUCAGUUUUAAAUUCAAUACAGAGUAUGUAUGGAAGAAAUAUAAAUAUGUGAAGCGAGAUUGAUGAGAUUUAAAGACUGACUUGAAAAACUACAAAGUCGAGUGUGACUUCAGGCCAAGAAUUUAACAAGAUGCCAAUGUCUAUGGUUGUUGCUGCUGAGUGCAAUUUUUGCAAAAGACAUUUUGUUGAAAUCCAGGAACAGUGAAUGGCUGGAGUUUACAGACUUGCCAUGUGCAUCAAUUACAUUUUGGUUGGCAAACAAGCAGAUGUUCCAAGUUGUUUCCGAUCCACAGUGCAGUUCCUUUAUUUUCAUAGAAAAUAAACAGCAAUGUUCAGUUAUUAUAAA
This is a messenger RNA of Anolis carolinensis (green anole), 1653 nucleotides long. It is a transcript of the gene rwdd1, whose product is annotated as RWD domain containing 1. Gene Ontology annotation, molecular function: protein binding. The coding region runs from base 228 to 950 and encodes 240 amino acids. Gene Ontology annotation, biological process: cytoplasmic translation. NCBI's taxonomy places the organism in Eukaryota, Metazoa, Chordata, Lepidosauria, Squamata, Anolidae. The transcript is spliced from 7 exons. The record is from RefSeq and is a predicted model, not a curated record.